AUGUCUGCAUACAUCCCUUCCGUGGGCAUGCUCGCCCUCGGCGCCAUGCAUCUUGCUUCAGGCGUACUUGGUGAUCUUCAAACCUGCCCGUCUGAUACCCCUUUGAGCUGCAGCACUUCGGACUCAACCGCUGCCUCCUGCUGCUUCAGUUCCCCCGGAGGGACUCUCCUUCUCACGCAGUUCUGGGACACCGAUCCAGCCACCGGCCCAUCUGAUUCUUGGACUCUGCAUGGUCUUUGGCCCGACAACUGUGAUGGAACCUAUGAGCAGUUCUGCGAUACUUCGCGCGAGUAUUCGAAUAUCACGGAUAUUCUGCAGGCGCAGGGUAGAACCGCGCUUCUAUCUGAUAUGAACACAUACUGGAAGGAUUACAAGGGCAAUGAUGAGACCUUUUGGGAACAUGAGUGGAACAAGCAUGGUACCUGCGUCAACACCAUCGAGCCUACCUGCUACACGGACUAUACCCCGCAGCAAGAGGUCGGUGAUUUUUUCCAGAAGGCAAUGGAUCUUUUCAAGACCUUGGAUACGUACAAGGCCCUUGCCGAUGCUGGCAUCACUCCCAGUUCUUCCACGACAUACAGGCGCAGCGACAUUCUAUCCGCUCUCUCCGCGAUCACAGGCCAUGAACCCUCGAUCAGCUGCGCCAGCGGCGCGCUGAACCAAGCCUGGUACUUCUUCAACAUCAAGGGUAACGCCAUCGAUGGUCAAUAUACGGCCACAGAUCCGCUUUCGUCUUCCAAUUGCCCAUCUUCUGGCAUCAAAUACCUGCCCAAACCAGAUAACUAG
Aspergillus clavatus NRRL 1 is the source of this 786-nucleotide messenger RNA. RefSeq names its product T2 family ribonuclease. Gene Ontology annotation, molecular function: ribonuclease T2 activity; RNA binding. Gene Ontology annotation, cellular component: extracellular region. Gene Ontology annotation, biological process: RNA catabolic process. The transcript has 5 exons. Bases 1 to 786 code for a protein of 261 amino acids. NCBI's taxonomy places the organism in Eukaryota, Fungi, Ascomycota, Eurotiomycetes, Eurotiales, Aspergillaceae. The record is from RefSeq and is a predicted model, not a curated record.